GGUUGCCUCGUGGUCGAUCCGAUCGAGAUGGUCUGACGUCGACCGCGCACUUCUCGUUGCAGAUUCCACCAUUGCCUCUUGGACGGCCUGAACUGGUGCAACAUCAUCUGCUCGAGAUUCAUCGAACCGCCGAGUCGUCUGGAACCGAAGCGACCGUUCGGAGUCGCGGAAUUCCUGAGGGCGCUGUACGAGCUGCCGGCCGCGAUCUGGCGGGAGACGUCGGAGCCGGACGCGGUGCCCAUGACGCUGACCGGACGUCGCUUUUUCCACUUAUGUAAAUUUUCGUUGUCUGGACUCCGAAGAACCGCUCGGCGACACGGCACCUCCGUCAACGCCCUCUGCCUGUCGGCGUUCGCGGCAGCCGCGAAGCGAUACCUCCACUCCACCCUGUCCCUCCACCCGCGACUCUCGUCCAUGAUCCACCAAGCCUACCGAAGCGGACGCGACACCCCCUCGAUCGAGAAUCGCUUCUGCUUCACCCGGCUCAAGUUCCCAGACGCGGACACACCCGCCGCUCGCCUGCGAUCCGUCGACGCCGCCUUCCGGGAGAGCGUCGCCGGCCGCGACGUGGACGCCAUCUAUCUUCUCGUGAAGUGCCUCGCCAACGUCCUUCCCGGAAUCCUCACGGAGCGCAUCUUCGUGAACACGACCAUGUUUCUCGAGUUCACCAGUCUCCACGUCAUCCCCGACCGACCCAGGAAAUUCUUGGACCACCCUUUUCUGGGAUUCUUCGGCAUGACACCGCCCGGAAAAGCCUCAGGGAUGACGCUGUGCGUGACGGGGACGGGCGGGGACGAGGCGAGCUUCGCCCUGCUGGCCGACGCGGCCGUCGCUCCCUCUCGGCGGGAUCUUCUUCACCUGGCCCGGUUCGUCGAAGCCGAGAUCGGCGCGCUCGGGAGCGUAGGGGGAUGAGGCGACGCGGGUGACAUCUGUGUUUAGUCGUGCGA
This is a messenger RNA of Darwinula stevensoni, 947 nucleotides long. The record is from the annotation of a GenBank genome assembly. Lineage: Eukaryota; Metazoa; Arthropoda; Ostracoda; Podocopida; Darwinulidae.